CUUCGGGUUAAAAUUCACAUAUUUUCAAACCUAAGCCCCAGAAAACUACAUUUUACAUAAUAUAUAUACAAAUCUUCGAAGCGUUUAGGCGUUAAAGAUCCUAGGAUUAAACGCCUCACCACCAGAACUUCACUCCCGUCACGACUACCUGCCUCCCCAGUAAGAGCUCUAAGACAUAAAAAGUUCAGUUCCAGAUGUGGCUACAAACAUCCAUCUCAGCUGUGCUGUACACUUGGGCCACUGGUGGACCACUUGGUAUACUGCGGCUGUUGUGCCUGCUGAUAUACAAAAAGCGUCGUCCUUUCUUCUUAUCGCCAGUCCGCAAGACUUCACACGGCGCAACGGAAUUAUUUGAGGGGAAAAAGGAGUCAGAAAGGACCUUGGCACUUGGGGUUCUCCCAGCGGGCAGUACGAAAUCCAACAGCAAAAGGCCCUGGAAGAAGAAGCAAAGGACAAAGUAGAUAAUAUCAAUAUCAAUAUAGAUUGGGAUUCAAUAGGCUGAAGAAGGCGAAGUUUAGUUAGUGACUUAGCCCAAACUUCCUUAUGUUUACUUUACAAUCCACCCCGACGGCCAUUGGAGCUGUAGUGCCGCAUUGGUCUACAGGCGCCUUAAUAGAGCGUCUGCCGUCCUUAGAGGAUAUGGCGCACAAAGACAAUGUGAUUGCAAUGAGAAAUCUACCCUGUUUGGAUGCCGCUAAUGGUAUCGGCGGACUGGGCAGUAUUCCUGGGAAGACACCAAUGGGAAUGGAAUCAGUGGAAGCGAAUGUAACAGCGUCACAACCCCAUUCCACGUCAUCGUACUUUACCACAACUUACUACCAUUUAACAGACGAUGAAUGUCACAGUGGAGUAAAUCAGUUGGGCGGCGUCUUUGUUGGCGGCCGACCAUUGCCGGAUUCAACGCGACAAAAAAUAGUGGAACUGGCUCAUUCGGGAGCAAGGCCAUGUGAUAUUUCGCGUAUACUACAAGUCUCAAACGGAUGUGUAAGCAAAAUUCUAGGCAGAUACUAUGAAACCGGAAGCAUACGACCACGGGCUAUUGGCGGCUCAAAGCCACGAGUGGCAACCGCCGAAGUUGUUAGUAAAAUUUCCCAAUAUAAACGCGAAUGUCCGAGUAUUUUUGCAUGGGAAAUUCGUGAUAGAUUGCUGCAGGAGAACGUUUGCACGAAUGAUAAUAUACCAAGUGUUUCAUCAAUAAACCGCGUACUACGGAACUUGGCAGCACAAAAGGAACAACAAAACACUGGAGCAAGUAGCUCUUCAAACAACAGCAACUCCGGACAAAGCACAAAAACAAAUAGUAACAUCGGCAACGUCACAGAUCUGGUGCAGACUUCAACACCCUUAAAUUCAUCGGAAAGCGGCAGAGCCAGUAAUUCAGGCGAGGGCAGCGAGCAGGAGUCCAUCUACGAGAAGUUACGCCUGUUAAACACCCAGCAGCAGACAACUGGACCAUCCUUGGAUGCUGACGGCAUCGCUACAACUUCAUCUUCAGCUGUGGAACAAGUGCCAAGCAGCCAUUAUCAUCACCAUAACCAGAUGCAGGUGCAUCAUAACCCACAACCACAACAGCAACAGAGCUGGCCUCCAAGACACUAUUCUUCGGCAGGAUCUUGGUUUCCCAGUUCAUUGGUCAGUGGCAGUGAAAUAGCCAUUACAUCGCCAUCAAGCUUAGCCUAUACUACGGCAGAAUCACGAUCAACAACUGUCAUCCCGGAGACUUUGAGUCCAUCCAAUGAUAUUACGUCGCAUUUAAGAAGCUGCCCUCUGUCCACAACAGAGGAUAUUCAUUUAAAGAAAGAGCUUGAUGGCCAUCAGACGGAUGAAACGGGAUCCAACGAAGAAGAUAACUCUAACGGAGGCGCCUCAAACAUAGAAAACAACAUUGAGGAUGAUCAAGCUCGACUGAUACUGAAAAGAAAGUUGCAGCGCAAUAGGACAUCAUUUACAAACGACCAAAUAGAUAGUCUGGAAAAAGAGUUUGAACGCACCCACUACCCCGAUGUCUUUGCACGCGAACGCUUGGCGGGAAAGAUUGGGUUACCGGAGGCCAGGAUACAGGUUUGGUUUUCCAAUCGUCGUGCCAAGUGGCGCCGCGAAGAGAAGCUUCGUAAUCAGCGAAGAACGCCAAAUUCUACAGGGGCCAGUGGCACCUCAUCGUCCACUUCGGCAACGACUUCCUUAACAGACAGUCCCAAUAGCUUGAGUGCUUGUUCUUCUUUGCUAGGAGCAGGAGGAUCAGUGGCAGGAGGUGCCCCGAGCUUGGCAUCACCAAAUAUCGUGGCCUGCACCGCUGCUCCAGGUGUAACUGAGAGUACCGAAAGCUCAACGCUCACAAAUUUGCACCAUAGAUCUAGUGCAAGCUCUGCUGACAACACCCAGGGGCGCAGCAAUGAAGAAUGUAGAGGAGGUGGCGGCGACACUUGUUCACCCUGUCCGCUUGGAAUUUCCGGCCAGCCACAUCACCAGGAAAACAUUUCUCCUCAUGUACAUGCCCAUUCCCAUGCGCUGGUUCCUGCCAUGUCGCCACGACUAAACUUCAGCACUGGAAGCUUCGGGGGCUCCAUGAGUGCCAUGUACUCUAAUAUACACCAUACAACUGCUUUGUCCAUGAGCGAUACCUAUGGAUCGGUUGGACCCAUGCCCACCUUUAAUCAUUCCUCUGUUGUUGGCUCAUCGCUUGCACCACCAAUAUCGCCAAUAUCCCAACAGGGUGGCGAUCUAACGCCUCCUUCGCUAUAUCCUUGUCAUAUAAACUUACGACCGCCGCCACAUCACCAUCUGGUAACGAAUGAUGGGAAUUCUCACUUAGAUUCCAGAGGAAACUGUAGCGGAUCAACAGGGGGAUACGAGGCACUGUCUGCCUAUACUUUGCCACCACCACCACCGCCAAUUCCAUGUUCGAACAGUGCUUCAUCAUCGAAUUUCUCCGGAAGCUCUUCCUUGUCCAGCACAACCGCCGCCGCCGCUGUUACCUCCGCCCAUCAUCAUCAUUCCACUAUGGAGUCCCGUCACUCGCCAUCCUGUGGAUCCAGCUCCAAUCACUUGGGUAUAAGCCAUACUUCUGUCUUUGCCGCGGACUCAAUUUCCCCGACUGUGUCGCCGUACAUGAGCUACAACUAUGCGGCAGCUGCCGCUUCGGCUUCCUCCAAUGCCAAUGGAGGAGUGGUGACAACGCCUGUUACUGGGGGAAACGUAUCCUCUGGAAAGCAACAGUUCUUCGCCUCUUGCUUUUAUUCACCUUGGGUUUAGAUUUAAAUAUAGUUAUAAGAUGCCUCCCUCGAAUCCACAAAUAAGGUCAUCAAAUAUUAAAUCGAAUUUACAUAUCUCUUAAUGAAAAAUAUAUAGAGGUUGUAGAUCAAAUUGUGUAACUCCGCCCACUAAUUUCUAAUCCUAGGGAGCAUAGAAUAUGUUGGUGUUUAAAAUAAAUUAAUUAGAAGUAUAAUGAAAACAAGAAGGAAAUAUACAGACGAUUAUAACUGCAAAUAACGGUGGAAUACAUGAUACCAAACUCAUUUUGGGUGACAUUAAAGGGAACGUGGAAACGGAUUACUUACUUUGUCUUAUUAUGAUCAAUUUUACAGAACAACUAUAUUAAAGAGUACGGAAGAAUGAAGAAAAAUUUGACAAAUGAAGUUUAAUGUUGCUCAACACCCAAAUAAAGACAACUGUUUCUAAAAACAUGUU
This is a messenger RNA of Drosophila serrata, 3687 nucleotides long. It is a transcript of the gene ey, whose product is annotated as eyeless. Gene Ontology annotation, biological process: regulation of transcription by RNA polymerase II; anatomical structure development. NCBI's taxonomy places the organism in Eukaryota, Metazoa, Arthropoda, Insecta, Diptera, Drosophilidae. Gene Ontology annotation, molecular function: DNA-binding transcription factor activity, RNA polymerase II-specific; RNA polymerase II cis-regulatory region sequence-specific DNA binding. The record is from RefSeq and is a predicted model, not a curated record.